Equus quagga is the source of this 9350-nucleotide messenger RNA. It is a transcript of the gene ALK, whose product is annotated as ALK receptor tyrosine kinase. Gene Ontology annotation, cellular component: membrane; signaling receptor complex. Gene Ontology annotation, biological process: regulation of cell population proliferation; regulation of neuron differentiation; protein phosphorylation. The record is from RefSeq and is a predicted model, not a curated record. The transcript has 29 exons. Bases 1 to 4878 code for a protein of 1625 amino acids. Lineage: Eukaryota; Metazoa; Chordata; Mammalia; Perissodactyla; Equidae. Gene Ontology annotation, molecular function: ATP binding; protein binding; transmembrane receptor protein tyrosine kinase activity.
AUGGGAGGUAUAGGGCUUCUAUGGCGGCUGCUGCCGCUGCUUUCAGCGGCAGCCUCGGGUUCCGGGACCGGGACCGGGACCGGGACCGGGACCAGCCAGAGCAUGGGCUCACCGGCCGUGGGGCCGGCGCUGCAGCCCCGGGAGCCUCUCAGCUACUCGCGCCUGCAGAGGAAGAGCCUGGCAGUGGACUUCGUAGUGCCCUCGCUUUUCCGCGUCUAUGCCCGGGACCUGCUGCUGCCGCCGUCGUCCGCCUCGGAGCCCAGGGCUGGCCGGCUGGAGGCGCGCGGCUCGCUGGCUCUCGACUGCGCCCCACUGCUUAGGCUGGUGGGGCCACCACCGGGGGUCUCUUGGACAGCAGGCGCCAGCUCGCCUGCCCCGGCCCCGGCGCGGAUGCUGUCCAGGGUGCUGAAGGGCGGCUCGAUUCGCAAGCUCCGGCGCGCCAAGCAGCUGGUGCUGGAGCUGGGAGAGGACGCGAUCCUUGAGGGCUGCGUCGGGCCCCCAGAGGAGGCGGCUGCGGAACUGCUCCAAUUCAACCUCAGCGAGCUGUUCAGCUGGUGGAUUCGUCACGGCGAAGGGCGGCUGAGGAUCCGCCUGAUGCCUGAGAAGAAGGCGUCGGAAGUGGGCAGAGAGGGAAGGCUGUCCGCGGCGAUCAGAGCCUCCCAGCCCCGCCUUCUCUUCCAGAUCUUCGGGACCGGUCACAGCUUCUUGGAGUCACCAACAAACCUGCCUUCUCUUCCUCCUGAUUCUUUUGCAUGGAAUCUGACCUGGAUAAUGAAAGAUUCCUUUCCUUUCCUGUCUCAUCGCAGUCGAUAUGGUCUGGAGUGCAGCUUUGACUUCCCCUGUGAGCUAGAGUAUUCCCCUCCAUUGCACGACCUCGGGAAUCAGAGCUGGUCCUGGCGCCGCGUCCCCUCCGAGGAGGCCUCCCAGAUGGACCUGUUGGAUGGACCUGAGGCAGAGCAUUCCAAAGAGAUGCCCAGAGGCUCCUUCCUCCUCCUCAACACUUCAGCGAACUCCAAGCACACCAUCCUGAGUCCGUGGAUGAGGAGCAGCAGCGAGCACUGCAGGCUGGCUGUCUCAGUGCACAGGCACCUGCAGCCCUCUGGGAGGUACGUCGCCCAGCUGCUGCCCCACAACGAGGCUGGCAGAGAGAUCCUCCUGGUACCCACUCCGGGGAAGCAUGGCUGGACGGUGCUGCAGGGAAGGAUUGGGCGCCCAGAGAACCCGUUCCGAGUGGCCCUGGAAUACAUCUCCAGUGGAAACCGAAGCUUGUCUGCAGUGGACUUCUUUGCCCUGAAGAACUGCAGUGAAGGAACGUCCCCAGGCUCCAAGAUGGCCUUGCAGAGUUCCUUCACUUGCUGGAACGGGACAGUCCUCCAGCUUGGGCAGGCCUGCGACUUCCACCGGGACUGCAACCAGGGAGAAGACGAGGGUCAGCUGUGCAGUAAACUGCCUGCUGGUUUUUACUGCAACUUCGAGGAUGGCUUCUGUGGCUGGACCCAAGGUGCAGUCUCGCCCCACAGGCCCCGAUGGCAGGUCAGGACCCUAAAGGAUGCCUGGUUCCCGGACCACCAAGGCCACGCCCUGUUGCUCAGCACCACGGACAUCCCCACUUCUGAAAGUGCUACGGUGACCAGUGCUACGUUUCCUGCACCCAUGAAGAGUUCUCCGUGUGAGCUCCGAAUGUCCUGGCUCAUCCAUGGAGUCUUGCAGGGAAACGUCUCCUUGGUGCUGGUGGAAAACAAAACUGGGAAGGAGCAAAGCAGGAUGGUCUGGCAUGUGGCCGCCAAUGAAGGCUUGAGCCUGUGGCAGUGGACAGUGCUACCUCUCCUGGACGUGGCCGACAGGUUCUGGCUGCAGAUUGUUGCUUGGUGGGGACAAGGAUCCAGAGCCACCGUGGCUUUUGACAAUAUCUCCAUCAGCCUGGACUGCUACCUCACCAUCAGUGGGGAGGACAAGAUGCCACAGAAUACAGCACCCAAAUCAAGAAAUCUGUUUGAAAGAAAUUCAAACAAGGAGUCAAAACCCUGGGAAAAUACACCAGGAGAGACCCCCAUCUUUGACCCUACAGUUCACUGGCUCUUUACCACGUGCGGGGCCAGCGGGCCCCACGGCCCCACGCAGGCCCAGUGCAACAACGCCUACCGGAACUCCAACCUGAGCGUGGUGGUGGGGAGCGAGGGCCCCCUGAAGGGCAUCCAGACCUGGAAGGUGCCAGCCACCGACACCUACAGCAUCUCGGGCUAUGGAGCUGCUGGCGGGAAAGGCGGGAAGAACACCAUGAUGCGGUCCCACGGCGUGUCUGUGCUGGGCAUCUUCAACCUGGAGAAGGACGACAUGCUGUACAUCCUGGUCGGGCAACAGGGGGAAGACGCCUGCCCCAGCACAAACCGAUUAAUCCAGAAAGUCUGCAUUGGAGAGAACAACGUGAUAGAAGAAGAAAUCCGCGUGAACAGAAGCGUGCAUGAGUGGGCAGGAGGCGGCGGAGGAGGGGGCGGAGCCACCUACGUGUUUAAGAUGAAGGAUGGCGUGCCCGUGCCCCUGAUCAUUGCAGCCGGCGGUGGCGGCCGGGCCUACGGGGCCAAGACAGACACAUUCCACCCAGAGAGACUGGAAAAUAACUCCUCGGUUCUGGGGCUCAACGGCAAUUCCGGAGCCGCAGGUGGUGGAGGUGGCUGGAAUGAUAACACUUCCUUGCUCUGGUCUGGAAAAUCUUUGCUGGAGGGUGCCACCGGAGGACAUUCCUGCCCCCAGGCCAUGAAGAAGUGGGGGUGGGAGACAAGAGGGGGUUUCGGAGGGGGUGGCGGGGGGUGCUCCUCAGGUGGAGGAGGCGGAGGAUAUAUAGGCGGCAACGCAGCCUCAGACAAUGACCCCGAGAUGGACGGAGAGGAUGGGGUCUCCUUCAUCAGUCCACUGGGCAUCCUGUACACCCCGGCUUUAAAAGUGAUGGAGGGCCACGGGGAAGUAAAUAUUAAGCAUUACCUAAACUGCAGCCACUGUGAGGUAGAUGAGUGCCACAUGGACCCCGAGAGCCACAAGAUCAUCUGCUUCUGUGACCAUGGGACAGUGCUGGCAGAGGAUGGCGUCUCCUGCAUCGUCUCACCCACCCCGGAGCCCCACCUGCCACUCUCGCUGAUCCUCUCUGUCGUGACCUCUGCCCUCGUGGCCGCCCUCGUCCUGGCUUUCUCUGGCAUCAUGAUCGUGUACCGCCGGAAGCACCACGAGCUGCAAGCCAUGCAGAUGGAGCUGCAGAGCCCCGAGUACAAGCUGAGCAAGCUCCGCACCUCAACCAUCAUGACCGACUACAACCCCAACUACUGCUUUGCUGGCAAGACCUCCUCCAUCAGUGACCUGAAGGAGGUGCCGCGGAAAAACAUCACCCUCAUUCGGGGUCUGGGCCAUGGCGCAUUUGGGGAGGUGUACGAAGGCCAGGUGUCUGGAAUGCCCAACGACCCAAGCCCCCUGCAAGUGGCUGUAAAGACGCUGCCUGAGGUAUGUUCCGAACAGGAUGAACUGGAUUUCCUCAUGGAAGCCCUGAUCAUCAGCAAAUUCAACCACCAGAACAUCGUGCGCUGUAUUGGGGUGAGUCUGCAAGCCUUGCCCCGGUUUAUCCUGCUGGAGCUCAUGGCGGGAGGAGACCUCAAGUCCUUCCUCCGGGAGACCCGCCCUCGCCCGAAUCAGCCCUCCUCCCUGGCCAUGCUGGACCUUCUGCACGUGGCUCGGGACAUCGCCUGUGGUUGUCAAUAUCUAGAGGAAAAUCACUUCAUCCACCGGGACAUUGCUGCCAGAAACUGCCUCCUGACCUGUCCAGGCCCUGGAAGAGUGGCCAAGAUUGGGGACUUUGGAAUGGCCCGAGACAUCUACAGAGCAAGCUACUACCGAAAGGGAGGCUGUGCAAUGCUGCCAGUCAAAUGGAUGCCCCCAGAGGCCUUCAUGGAAGGAAUAUUUACUUCUAAAACAGACACGUGGUCCUUCGGAGUGCUGCUGUGGGAAAUAUUUUCUCUCGGAUAUAUGCCGUACCCUAGCAAAAGCAACCAGGAAGUUCUGGAGUUCGUCACCAGCGGAGGACGGAUGGACCCACCUAAGAACUGCCCUGGGCCUGUAUACCGGAUAAUGACCCAGUGCUGGCAACACCAGCCUGAAGACAGGCCCAACUUUGCCAUAAUUUUGGAGAGGAUUGAAUACUGCACCCAGGACCCAGAUGUGAUCAACACAGCUUUGCCAAUAGAAUAUGGCCCACUCGUGGAGGAGGAAGAGAAAGUGCCUAUGAGGCCCAAAGACCCCGAGGGAAUGCCUCCUCUGCUAGUCUCUCCUCCCCAAGCUAAACGUGAGGAAGGACAGGGUCCAGCUGCCCCGCUCCCUCUGCCUUCCACUUCCUCUAGCAAAGCCAUGAAGAAACCAACAGCUGCAGAGGUCUCUGUUCGAGUCACUAGAGGGCCAGCCGUGGAAGGGGGACAUGUUAAUAUGGCAUUCUCUCAGUCCAACCCACCAUCAGAGCUGCACAAAGUCCAGGGAUCCAGAAACAAACCAACCAGCCUAUGGAAUCCAACUUAUGGCUCAUGGUUUACAGAGAAACCCGCCAAAAAGAACAAUCCUCCAGCAAAGAUGGAGCAACAGGAGAGGGGAAACUUGGGACGUGAGGGAAGCUGUACUGUCCCCCCUAACAUGGCAGCUGGCAGACUUCCAGGCGCCUCUCUGCUCCUAGAACCAUCUUCGCUGACUGCCAACAUGAAGGAAGUUCCCCUGUUUAGGCUGCGUCACUUCCCGUGUGGAAAUGUCAACUAUGGCUACCAGCAACAGGGCUUACCUUUAGAGGCCACCCCUGCCCCUGGAACUAGUCAUUAUGAGGACGCCAUUCUGAAAACCCAGCCUGGGCCCUGAGCCUGUUGGCACUCAUUUCUCUUUCUUGGAAACCGUGAGCCCAUGGAGGAGGGACAGGUAAUGGCUCCUCCAUAAACCAGAGACCAAACGUCACUUUUCAUUUUGUGCCAACUUGUUUUGAAGUGCCACAUAAAAGCUGUAUUUUCAAAAUGCUUUAGUUUUGAGCACGGGUUCAUCCUAUUCUUUCAAAAGAAGAAAAUAUCAUAGAGACCAGUGAUAAAUACAAGGCCCAGAUUUGGCUGCAUCAGGUUUUCGUGCAUGGUUGGUGUACACUUCCUCAUGCUUCUUUCAAACUGUGUGUGCUCUGCUCAGUGCGGUCAGAAUUAGCUGCUUACAUGUUUCAUAGUUGGAGUCGUAGGGGUUUCCUUACCUUGUUGAUGUGGACAUGGACCACUUGUGGGGAGAGAGACUAAAAAUUUUUAUUUAUUUGUAAUGCAUCAGCAUGGGAAAGGCAUUCUUUACUUGGAAAAGAAAAAUCAUAGACAACUAACUGAAAAGUCCCGUUAGAUGAUGGUUAGGUCCUGUCAAUUCUCCUGUUUCAUCGGUGAUGGUAAAAAUGUGGUGGAUAGUUACGUGGUAUAGAGAAAGUGUAUAUAUACUCAUCUAAAUGAACUGCAGACAUUGCAAGUGCUUUGGCAUGCUGCAACCCAGGACAGCUCCAGAGAGGCAAACAUCCUAUUAAUACACCUCAUGCCUUAAGAAAACCUGCCCACUGAAAGUGAACAACUGAGUGUGAGGUUUCCUACUGGACUGAAAACUCAAGAUUUAAAUUAUUAAUUACUUAUUUUAAAACUUUCCACUAAUUAAAAUAAACUCUGAUAAUUUAAAAACAAAAAUUUUAAGCAGCAGUGAACAUCCAAGCAUAGAAACAUAUCCAUUUGUGGGCAUAAGUGUCAAUAGAUCUUAGAGGAAAACCUUCUAACGAUUUCAAUCAUGAACGUUAGUUACCAAGUUGGAGUUUCUACUUGUACUGAUAGGUCAUUCGAGUAACAGGCCGCUGGUGGCCCUGGGGAGAGGUAGCAAUGCAGUAUCCUUCCUUCCAGUGUUCACCUGAGCUUUCUCUCCUUCAUCAUGUGAUCAUAAUAUACAUGGGCACACAAAUCCGCUAAAAUAUACACAGCAGAAUUUGUUUAGCUACCAAAUGCAGAUUAAAACGAGGGAUUUCCCUCUGGGUGGCAAUGAGUGAAGGAAUUAGGAAGACUUGGAGCGCUGAGGUUAAUGCUGACGUUAUAGGGCGAGUGCGGAACUUGGUUUUCACAGGUGAGAUUUAUUUCCCUGAAAAUGAAUUGGGAAUCUGUUAAAUUUUACACACGUACUUAUGCAAUAAUGCUUCACUUUGUCAGUAAAUUUUUCUUUCAUCCUUACUUUCUGCUGCUCUUCCAUCUCCCGCCCAGUUUCCUUCCUGGUGGGAGCUAUGCCAAAGCAUCGCUUUGGGAGGAGAGCAUUUUGUGGUACUUGCUAGGCGCUAAGCAAAAGGACUGGACAUGUCCCUACCUUCUCAGUUUCACCUACAGCAGAGGACCACUUUGGACUUGGGAAAGCCAUUCUGUUCUAAGCCAACAGUAGAGAAGUUUCCUUCCUCCGAUGGCAGAUGCCACAUCCUAGUGGGCGCUUCUGCACAUCUGUAGGGGCCCUGAUACCCUGGACGCCACAUUUCCUGAUCUUCUUAACUGCCAAAAAUAUUUUCAUCAGACAUACAUGAAGAUGAAACAUCAAUGAACCCAUCUCUAAAUAACUUUAUCAAGACAGUUUGGACUCCUGCUAGGCACAAAAGUAUAUAGUAUAAUCAUAUAAACAUCAAUCUAACUCAUAAACCACCUGCAGGGGCCCCAGAAUCACACUCUGAGAAACACUCUCCUAAAGCAUAAUAACAGAGGAACUGUCAAAACUAAGAACAAUUUCAUUUUCUAUUUGUAACACCAGUAACCAAUUAAACAGGGAGCAUGCUAAAUGGUUAAAUUGACAAUUCUUUAUUGUUAUUAACAGAGAAAAAAUCUUAUCCUUUUCUCUUCUUAAAAACUACAAAUCCAUUACAUUUUCAGGUUGUGCCUUACUACCACAGAGAUUGGUUGUUGAUUGUCUCUGAUCGUCCUUACCUGUAUCAAUUUUCAUGUAAAUGAUAGUCAAGUCUUAAAAGCCUGUAUACGUGGAUAAGUAAAUAAACACCUGCACACUGAGAUAUGAUGACCUCAAGAUGUUUCAUUUAACUCGCUGUAAGCCCUAGGUAUUAGCAUGAUAUUAAUCUGGACUGUCGUCCACUCAAUAUUGCUCCCACCAUAUGGCUACGGCAACUCACACAGAAGCUGUGGACUCUCAUAUUUAUUAACUAUGAUAGAAAAAUCCACCUAGAACAUGGACAGGGACAAUUAAAGUUUGAAGAAGCUAUGCUAAUUAAAUCAUAAGCUAGUAUAAUUAUAUUCCGUGUCUAUAAAGAAGCCCAUCAAAAGUUCACAACCGUUCCAUUGGGAAAUUAGCAAUUUGUGAGGAAUGACCAUUUUGUUAGUACGUGGCACCUCAGAAUCAAAAUUGCAGGAAUACACUUUAUUUUUUCCGAAGCGUAUGACCUACUUAGUCAACAGACCGGAUUCUCUUCCAUGAGUUAGGGUGUGGGGCCCGGCUCUCUCUGGGUUAUGGGACCUGUCUGUACCUUGGUGUCUCCAAAUACAAAACAAAGCUAAUAACCUCUUUCUCGCUGCCCCUCAGGGGACUCAGAACCUGUGUGAGAGCACAGGCACUCCCUCUUACACUUCUUGAAUUCCCAAGUGAUCUGGAGUUUGGUGCAGGGAGAAGUGCAAAAGUCAGAGUGUGUCCACACACGUCUGCCCACUCUAUGCCCCUCUGGCCCUCUUGGCCCUCCCAUUUGUAUCAUAUUUAAUUUCAUCUGUCACUUGUGUAGUGACAGUAGCAAGAACCCUACCAGAAACCAAGUCCUUUGCAUCCCAAAAGAAGAAUGUGAAGACGCUUAGCACACUAAGAACUGAGUUCUAAGUGUUAAAGAUAAGCAUUACAGAAAGGAAGAUAUGUAAUCAAUUUGAGUAAUUCUUUUUUUUAAAUUUCUGCCAUCUCCAUAUAAUACCUGGUAAACUCUAUCGCUGUAUUAUAUUACGUAACUUCAGACUAAAGUUUAUUCCACUAAGAAAUUCUAAAUGAUCAGGAUGUUUUCAAAGAUUUUCUCCAAUAAUAGCAGGAUUAAAAUUCAUAUUAGCUUACAGACCUAAAACAAGAUGCAUAUGAAUUCAGACUACUCUGAAUACCAGACUCCCCAUGACAAGAUUCAUACAAUUCUAUGAAGUGAGCUGUCAAUCUGUCUUUAGCUAAUGACUUUUUAAAUAGGUCCCCAAAGAACAUACAAUUUGACUUUGCUAAUUUCAUUGCAGCAGAUGGUUCCCCAUGUUGUGUGAACAUACAAAACCCAAACCAGCACUCCCAUAAUCCCCCACAAGAUGCCCUGAAAUAAAAGAUAAUUACUGAGAACAAACAGUGAGGCUUCUAUUAAGAUUCUGAUUUCAUGUGAUAUCCUGAGUAAGUGUAUUUAAUUUUUAAUGCACUACUCAAGUACAAAGCUAUUUUUAGCUCUAGCUUAACUUUAAAACAUUUGAAAAGCUCAGUGUAAGAACAGACUAUUACCUGUAAUUGGGGAAGGGAGAUGAGCUAUAACCACAACACUAAAGCAAUGACUUUCCUCUCAAAGUAAAACAAGUACGUUACCCUUCCAGGUAAAGAUGGCGCCACCAGGCUAACCUCACAAGAACUGCAGGCACCAAGGGCUGCUGCAGUGCCAGGCCCUGUCCACUGCUCAGAUCCCUCUGCUUGACACACCCUCAGGCUAUCCCCUCACUCCACCAAUUUGCUAAGGCCUCUUGCCUCCUUGAAAACAAUUACUUACAAUUAUUUAUCCCACCAUCACUAAAAUGCUCGUUCAGUAGGCACAUUUCAGCUGGUAUUAGUUGAAAGGUAAUCUUAUUAAAUGAACUCUCACUAAGCCUUAGCAACGAGUAUAUUAACGUUCCCUAGAAUAUUUACAUUUUAAGAGCAGUUAUUUGCCAAUAUAGACGAAUAUCACAUUGAUAAAACUUCACAUGAUUAUAACAUCUUGGAUGGUUUCUGUUAUAAGUGCAGAUGGUGGUGCGUUUCCCUGACAGGGAAAUGAACUGGGGCUGCAGUGGUGAGAGAGCCAAAUCUUAACCACUACACCACCAGGCUGACCUCGCAUGGCUUAGUACUCAUCAGUUACAUGAGAGAUAGCACGCAGAUCGGGCAGGAGUUAAACGACCCAGGUAUUAGACUGCAAUUAUCUACCUAUGCGACUCAAGCAAGUUACUUAAACUCACACUUUCUCAUUUAAAAACGUGAGCAGUGAGUUUGGUCUCAAAGCCUCCUUCCAACUCUGAAGUCCGCGAUUCUUUAAGACUUCACCGCUCUAUGAGGCAAAUCCCAACACCUGGCCCACAAUGGGUAGGACACGACUGGUA